Molecule: messenger RNA, 2418 nt
Organism: Orbicella faveolata
Lineage: Eukaryota; Metazoa; Cnidaria; Anthozoa; Scleractinia; Merulinidae
Molecular function (GO): actin binding
Source: RefSeq, a predicted model, not a curated record
UUGGUCAAAGGAGAUGACGUCAGAAGUGGAACAAGGGCCAAUGCUUGUUAUGGGGGCACCUCAAACUUUAAUUCACUGUUACAUUUUCUUUAGAAUUGGGUCAGUUGGGCUGCAUCAUGGCUCAAAGGAGCAGGUUCACCCUGUAGUAGGCGCUUGGGCCCCAAGCUAUGUCAGCUAUUUUCUGUUCAUGUCCUGUUCAUGCCCUGUUCAUGAGCUGGGAUGAUUUUCCUUUGUUACUUUGCAGUUCAAAUGCUGUACUUCUGAAGGUCUCCUUUAUUAGACUAGCAAAUGCCAAAGCUCUAAUUCCACUCUUACUAGCUUUAAUUUAUCAUUGCAGAUGCUUUUUUCCUGCAAUCUUUUAACUAAAACUCAUAUUCUUUUGUUCUAUGUAGGUGAAACACAAUAUUAGUGACAGGGGGAGUCAAGCAAUCAUAGAACAAAAAUAUGCCUCCUCCCCCUCCUCCACCACCUGGGCCACCACCUCCCCCUGCACACAAGGCCUCUGGUCCACCACCAAAGUCCUCUGGUAAACCAUCAGACAGGGGGGCCCUGCUCAGCCAGAUACAUGGAGGAGCCAAGCUUAAGAAGACAGUGACCAAUGACCGCAGUGCCCCAGUGUUCCUGCAUUUCACUCAACCAGUAACCUGUUUUGUGUUGUAUUUAGGAGCCAAAGGACCAGCUAUGAAACCACCAGGCUUCAAACCACCUUCACCAAACAAUUCCAGUUCAUCACUACCUCCUGCUCCAGGCGGUAAUUCAAGACCACUCCCUCCUCCACCGGGUAAAGCUCCAGGCUUUGCUCCUCCGCCACCACCCCCAUCUAUGAAGCCAUCAUCAUCUGACAACUCUAGGCCUCUUCCACCACCUCCAUCAGGAACUGGCUCAAGACCUUUACCAGCGCCACCACCAGGGGGUGGACAAAGACCACCAGCUCCACUACCAGGGGGUGGACAAAGACCGUCAGCACCAAUGAGGCAAGGUCCUCCACCUCCACCCCCUGGACGAGGAGGGGGGCCUCCGCCACCACCACCAUCUUCAACUCCAAGAACAACUGCACCUCCACCUCCACCGCCUAUGAGAAGUAAUCCAAAUGUGGCUUCUUCACAACCUCCUACCCCAAGAGGAGGUCCACCACCACCUCCUCCGUCAAGGGGUGGCCCACCACCUCCACCUCCAAGUAGGGCACCUCCACCACCAUCAUCAAGGCCACCAUCACAAGCGCCUCCACCACCACCUCCCAAUAAAAUUCCCCAGAAGGGGAGUUCUGGACUACCGCCAAGUCGAGGAUCAGCUCCUUUGCCUCCCUCUCCAGUAGGAGGGCUAGGACCGCCUCCUCCACCUCCGUCUAGAGGUACAAUGGAGACUAAGAGAUCAGGGCUUCCGCCUCCACCACCACCUGCAUCAUCCAGUAGAUCAAAUAACAUGAUGAACGGACCAACUAGAAAUUCACUUCCACCUCCUCCCCCAGAGGCAAUGACAAGCGUAUUUGAAGAGGACUUUGAAGCAAGAUUUUCAUUUAGUUCAGAUCUACCUCCACCAGAGCCUUAUGUAGAAACAGCAAAAACAUAUCCAAGUAAAAAUCCAAAGAAGAGUGGUGGUGCAAAGUCUUCUGGAAAUCCUCCAAGUGGGGUGAGAGCUAACCCACCUCCACCUCCUCCAUCAAGAGGCGCUCCACCUCCACCACCACCUCCUCCAAGGAGAUAAGGCAUGAGGCAUUUGUCAAAGUUUCAUAGCAAUUCUAGGAGGACCAAUUUUUUAUGAUAAUAAUUAUUAAUAACAUUGAUCCAGAUUUGUGGACAGUAUUUGGUGGUCUUUAUACUAAAGACUUGUUUCAUAGUCGUCACUUCUUAAACCUUAUGGCUUGGCAAGGUUGGACAGGUUUAUCGACAUUUUUCAACAGUUAUUGACAAUCUGUUAUCAAUAGAGUAUGGAAUACACAUCUAUAGACCAAUCACACUUGUGAAAAUGAAAUUAAUGUUUUGUAUUUUUUCUUUGCUGUAUAUGAAGAGGGUGUAGCACCUUUUAGUUAGAUUUCCUUGUUAGAAGUGGUAGAAACGAGGAAAGUGUUACAUGUAUUGCAGUAUGAAACUUGUGCCAUAUUAAUUUUGUGGUUGAAGCAAUAGUGUCGAUUAUUUCAAUAACUAAUAAUAAUUAAUAAAACAUGCAUUUUUGCAGUAGUUAAUGACAUUUUUUGUUGUCAUUAUUAUUGAAUGUUUAAUUAUCAUUUUAGAAAUAAAAGACACUGUCUUGGAGAAAGAAAAAAACAUAACAAAAUAAAUUUUAAUCUUAUUAUUUCUUUGGAGUAGACAUGUAUUUCUGUAUAAUUUAUCCUUAAUAAUAAUAUUGACAGCACUAUAUACAGUGGAGUAAUGCCUUUUUAUUCAGUGUCCCUUCUUUGUAAAUAAAAUGAAAAUUUGA